Molecule: messenger RNA, 2182 nt
Organism: Tetranychus urticae (two-spotted spider mite)
Lineage: Eukaryota; Metazoa; Arthropoda; Arachnida; Trombidiformes; Tetranychidae
Biological process (GO): nucleosome assembly
Cellular component (GO): nucleus; CAF-1 complex
Source: RefSeq, a predicted model, not a curated record
UAAUUUUAUCUGUAAAUAAGCUUUGUUUACGUGAGGCGGGAAUCUCUUUAAAUCAACAACGGAAGUUUAAGUGUUAGGUUUAUCUUCUUCUGUGUUAAUUUUUUAUUAUUUAUUAGUUUAAAACUUACCUAAUCAAUUUUAUUCGGAAAUUAUGGCUAAUCUUGAUGAAGAAUGGGUUGCUUGUGAUCCUGUUAUACCGUUAGAAAGGAUUAAACCACCUUCACCGUGUGUGACCCCUGAAGCUAAUAAAUCUGAGGAUCAAGAUUCUCCUGAUUCUGGUGAUGGAGAAAACCGGUCUGGUCGUAGAUCUGCAAGGAAAGCGACUGAUGAAGAAAGGCGUAAAAGAGAAGAGGAGCGCAAGAAGCGACUAGAAGCCAAAGAAGAGGAGAAACGUAAAAAAGAGGAAGAAAGAAAACGCAGAGAAGAAGAACGAAAGAAACGCGAAGAAGAGAAGAAAAAGCUAGAAGAAAAAAAGGAAGAAGAGAAAAGACGUCGCGAAGAGGAACGCAAAAAACGCGAGGAAGAAAAGAAAAAGAAAGAAGAGGAGAAAGAAGAAGAAAAGAGACGUAGAGAAGAAGAGCGCAAAAAACGCGAAGAGGAAAAAGAAGAAGAACGAAAACGAAAGGAGGAGGAUAAGCGCAAAAAGGAAGAAGAGCGUAAAAAGAAAGAGGAGGAAAAAGAGGAAGAAAAACGCAAAAGAGAAGAAGAAAGGAAAAAGAAAGAAGAAGAACGUCUGAAAGCGUUGGAAGAAAAAAGAAAACAAACUGAAGCCGAAGAACGAAAAAAGGCUCGUGUUUCUGAAUCUUUUCUCAAUUUCUUCAAACGAGUGUCAACUGGAUCAGAAAAUACACCAAAAAAAUUUUCUGAGCAAGAAUCACUCAAUAAUUCGAUAUUCAAGCCAUUCCAGUUACAGCCUAAUCAAGCGCUCGCUGAUUAUGUUCCCAGUGUUGCAAAAGAACGUUUUGAUCCUGAAUAUUUCGAGGAUUCAAUUGCUGCUCAAGAUUAUAAUUGUGAAGAACUUUACAUUAAUCAACUUAAAACGGGUCAAGUUCAACCUCACAGAUUCCUCGCAGAAGCAAAAAAAGAAGAGAAAAUGUCAUCUGCUUGUAUUAUCGACGAACCUUCUCCAAAAGCUACUUAUAAAGCCAAAUACUUCGAUCUAUCUGAUAUAAGGCCACCAUAUUAUGGAACAUGGCGGAAGCGGAGUAAGGUUAUUUGUGGACGUAAACCUUGGGCUAGGGAUACGCAAUUUCUCGAUUAUGAUGUAGAUAGUGAAGAAGAAUGGGACGGAGAAGAAGAAGGAGAAUCAAUUGUUUCCUCCGGUUCAGAUACUUCGAGAAAUGGUGCCGAUGAUUUUGAAAUGGAUGAUUUCCUUGUGCCUCACGGUCAUUUAUCCGGUGAUGAAGAAGUAUUGGAAGAAGAAGAUGAAGACGAAGAAGAAGUUCCUAAGAAACACGUAACCUUAAUUAAAGAAGAAGAUCUUCUCAAAGCUCGUAGCAAAAAAGUUUCCAAGUUAAACCCUAUUACUGUCGGACCAUUUUGGAUGACAAAAGAAAACAUGAAUUCUGACACUGCCAAACUUUUAGAACCAUAUAAACGUAUUUUCAAUUUUUGGCCAGGAUUACUCUCGCUAAUUUGGAAACAGCUGACCAAAAAAAGUGAACGAUACGAAGAGAAAAUAGUAGGUAAAGAUGUUUAUGGAAACCUCUUCUAUGAAAGCAAUAAGCGCAAUUUCAGAGGACAACCAUCAAGGUUUCAUAUGCCUUAUGGCGCUCAAGACUUUCUUAAUAAAAUAUCACCAGAAUGGGAUGCAUGGUUAAGAUAUAGACGGAUGGAUCCACCAAGCGAAGAUGAAGUCAUGAAAAACGUGAAAUUGAGUCAACUCAAAAAGAAGAAUGCCGCUGAAAAGAACCAACAAUUAAUUGAUAAACAUGCUGAAAUCUUAAUGAGAAGAAGAGAGGAAGAGGCUAGAAAUAAAUUCAAUGAAUUUAACUCUAGUUAUCCAAAAUAUUCAAGUGUGGAGACAAAUCCAGGUCAAAGUGAUAAGUCAUCCAAAGGCGAUAAUAAAUAAUUGUUAAAUAAUUUCUUUACUUUCUAGAAACUCAUCAACUAAAUGCCCAAGUUUCCCAUUACUUAUACAUAUUGUUGACUUUUCAUUACAUACGAAUUGUGUUUGUUUCAA